This is a messenger RNA of Dermochelys coriacea (leatherback sea turtle), 768 nucleotides long. RefSeq lists its product as uncharacterized. The coding region runs from base 1 to 762 and encodes 253 amino acids. The transcript is spliced from 19 exons. NCBI's taxonomy places the organism in Eukaryota, Metazoa, Chordata, Testudines, Dermochelyidae. The record is from RefSeq and is a predicted model, not a curated record.
AUGGCUGUCUUGACCCCUUUGAUCCCAUCAGUCGGGCUUGGGCUCCGGAAGCGUAAGACCGGCAACGUGGGCGACGGAAGCUUUGACGACAACAGUCAAAACAACCAGUUCUGGUCAGUGGGUUCUGGUAGCGUAAAGACCGGCAACGUGGGCGACGGAAGCUUUGACGACAACAGUCAAAACAACCAGUUCUGGUCAGUGGGCUCCGGAAGCGUAAAGACCGGCAACGUGGGCGACGGAAGCUUUGACGACAACAGUCAAAACAACCAGUUCUGGUCGGUGGGCUCCGGAAGCGUAGAGACCGGCAACGUGGGCGACGGAAGCUUUGACGACAACAGUCAAAACAACCAGUUCUGGUCAGUGGGCUCCGGAAGCGUAGAGACCGGCAACGUGGGCGACGGAAGCUUUGACGACAACAGUCAAAACAACCAGUUCUGGUCAGUGGGCUCCGGAAGCGUAGAGACCGGCAACGUGGGCGACGGAAGCUUUGACGACAACAGUCAAAACAACCAGUUCUGGUCAGUGGGCUCCGGAAGCGUAGAGACCGGCAACGUGGGCGACGGAAGCUUUGACGACAACAGUCAAAACAACCAGUUCUGGUCAGUGGGCUCCGGAAGCGUAGAGACCGGCAACGUGGGCGACGGAAGCUUUGACGACAACAGUCAAAACAACCAGUUCUGGUCAGUGGGCUCCGGAAGCGUAGAGACCGGCAACGUGGGCGACGGAAGCUUUGACGACAACAGUAGAAACAACCAAUUCUAGUCUGCG